Molecule: messenger RNA, 1894 nt
Organism: Tauraco erythrolophus (red-crested turaco)
Lineage: Eukaryota; Metazoa; Chordata; Aves; Musophagiformes; Musophagidae
Source: RefSeq, a predicted model, not a curated record
UUAAGCGUCUACACUACCACACGGUCAAACAUUGGUGCCGAGAGCAACGUAGACCUGGUUUUGAACGUGGAGGAUUUUGAUAUCGAGUCCAAAUUUGAAAGGACAGUGAAUGUCUCUGUACCAAAGAAAACCCGAAAUAAUGGCACGUUAUAUGCCUAUAUAUUUCUUCAUCAUGCCGGCAUUUUGCCUUGGCAUGAUGGUAAGCAGGUGCAUAUAGUAAGCCCUCUGACCACAUAUAUGGUCCCUAAACCAGAAGAAAUUAAUUUGCUCACAGGAGAAUCAGCCACACAGCAAAUUGAAGCGGAAAAACAGACCAAUGCUCUAGAUGAACCUGUCUCUCACUGGAGGUCAAGAUUAACCUUAAAUGUCAUGGUGGAAGAUUUUGUAUUUGAUGGAUCAUCCCUCCCUGCUGAUGUUCACCGUUACAUGAAGAUGGUUCAGUUGGGGAAGACAGUGCAUUACCUUCCAAUAUUAUUUAUUGAUCAGCUAAGCAACAGAGUGAAAGAUUUGAUGGUUAUAAAUCGUUCAACAACAGAGCUACCUCUGACAGUGUCAUAUGACAAAAUAUCUCUUGGAAAACUCCGGUUUUGGAUCCACAUGCAGGAUGCUGUGUACUCCCUCCAACAAUUUGGGUUUUCAGAAAAGGACGCAGAUGAAGUAAAAGGAAUUUUUGUUGAUACUAACCUGUACUUUCUGGCUUUGACAUUCUUUGUAGCAGCAUUCCACCUUCUCUUUGAUUUCCUUGCAUUCAAAAAUGACAUCAGUUUCUGGAAGAAAAAGAGGAGCAUGAUUGGGAUGUCUACAAAAGCAGUGCUUUGGCGGUGCUUUAGUACUGUGGUAAUAUUUCUUUUCCUUUUGGAUGAACAAACAAGUUUAUUGGUGCUGAUCCCAGCAGGCAUUGGUGCAGUGAUCGAGCUCUGGAAAGUGAAGAAAGCUUUGAAAAUGACAAUCAAGUGGCAAGGCUUGAGACCCAAAAUUCAGUUUGGUACAUACAAUGACUCUGAAAAGAAAACUGAGGAGUAUGAUACCCAGGCUAUGAAAUACUUGUCAUAUUUGCUCUAUCCACUGUGUAUUGGAGGUGCAGGUUACUCCUUGCUGAACGUCAAGUACAAAAGCUGGUAUUCCUGGUUGAUUAACAGCUUUGUCAAUGGAGUGUAUGCUUUCGGAUUCCUGUUUAUGCUGCCCCAGCUGUUUGUGAACUACAAGAUGAAAUCUGUUGCACACUUACCGUGGAAGGCUUUCACAUACAAAGCAUUCAACACUUUUAUUGAUGAUAUAUUUGCUUUUAUCAUCACUAUGCCAACAUCUCACAGGCUGGCGUGCUUUAGAGAUGAUGUCGUGUUCCUGGUCUAUCUCUACCAAAGAUGGCUUUAUCCUGUGGAUAAGAGCAGAGUGAAUGAGUAUGGAGAAUCUUACGAAGAAAAGCCAAAAAAAAAAGCUCAUAGAGAAUAACUAAGAAUUGAAGAAGAUUCUGACCCCUGGACUCUUACUAGCUUCAUGUAUUAUCUGGUCUUAAGGAAGGAAAAACUUAUUUAAUAAGAGUAUUUUUAAAGCUUAUGACAGAACUACAUGGACAAUGCAUCUUCUAUAUUGCCAAAAUCUAGUUUUGAUAUCCUCCUAUUUCAAGAUCCUCUUUUGUCCUCACAAGGUCCACAGUCUGCCAGAUGUCAUUAAGUAAACUUCCUGCAUUUAAACUUCUCUUCAGUGAAAACCAAAGUGUGCUGACCAUUGUAAUUAAUAUCCAAAUCUACGUUUUUAAGACAACUGACUAACUGGAAGUGUGGUGCCUGUGCCACUAGGCUAUGAAAAGUGAAAAACGAACCAGUGUGUUACAACAGAAUUGAGCAUUAUUGCCAAACUGGAGGCUGUCAAAAAUAAAAUUUAUAAUAUUGGA